Debaryomyces hansenii CBS767 is the source of this 1962-nucleotide messenger RNA. Its product is annotated as DEHA2A00220p. Lineage: Eukaryota; Fungi; Ascomycota; Pichiomycetes; Serinales; Debaryomycetaceae. The coding region runs from base 1 to 1962 and encodes 653 amino acids. Gene Ontology annotation, molecular function: protein kinase activity; ATP binding. Gene Ontology annotation, biological process: protein phosphorylation. The record is from RefSeq and is a predicted model, not a curated record. The transcript has a single exon.
AUGAAUAAUAGCACUUUUCCUAAUAGUAUUAGGAGAUAUAUUUUGGAAGGAGGCGGUGAAGACAAGGACAUGGAUAUUGAUGUUGAUGCUGAUAUUGAUCUAUUUGAGAUUACCAAAUUCAACUAUAGAACAUUAUUCGAUAAAGGUGCGAAUCAAAAUAUCACCCAUACCGAAAUGGUGUAUAAAUUUUUUGGAACUAAUAAGAAAUCUGAAAUGGAUAUGGUUACCUUAAAGCACAAGUUGUAUUUUGACGAUCAUCCAGAUGAGUGGAAAGAAUUAUUCAUCUUCUUUUGUGUUAUGCCGUUUACCGAAUAUGAAUUUCAGGGUGUUGAUGGAAAAUUGUUGAAUCCCGAUAGUCUUCAUGCUAUUGGUUCCAGUCAUGGUACAGACAAUGUCCUUAUUGAAACUUUUUCUGAACUUGAAUUUGAAUCAUUCAACAAAAUAAUUCCGGAAGGUAGAUUAGCAUUUAAUUUGGAAAAUAUCUUGAAAACUGACAUAUUCUCGAGUAAUUUUAAUAAAGAUGAAACUAAAAGAAUACUUACAAAAUUACUUGGAGUUGGCUUUAAAGAAGAUUAUAUGCUUGUUACAGAUAUUUCAUCCACUGAUGAGGAUACCUACAGAUUAAAUUUUAUGAAUUAUUUAUUCAACCCUAUAUGUGAAUACGUAGCAACACUAUUAAAGUUUGAGAUUAAUAUCCGUACAAAAAAUACUGCGGGUCGAACAGGAGUCAACACCAAAGUACCACAUCAAUCUAAUGAUAUAUUUCAUUCGCACCCAGAUGUCGUGGCGUACGAUAAAUGGAAACAUCGAAGAUCACUCGCUAUCGUGGAGGUCAAAAAGUUACCAAUCUUGAAAGGUGAGAAGGUGGUAGAUUUUACGGAAUCACGAAUGGUAAGUUUUAUUAUUCAAGUUGUUGCGGAAAUGUUUUCUGACCACACAAACAAAGGCAUGUUGACCGACUCAUAUACAACUAUCUUGAUCGAAAUAGAUAUAGAACGAAGCAUGGAUAUAGUCAAUCAAAAACUUACAGGCCCUGAAAACUGCAAAUUCAUAGCCUUGAAUUAUAGACUUCUAGAUUGUCAAUCAUCUGGGCUUACGUUGAGAGGAGGGCUAAUUUCAUUCAUCUAUGAGGCAUUUAGUGCUAACGAAUACCAAUUAAAUGACGUUAAAAGAGGACUAGAUGCAAUUUAUGACUAUGUUCGUAAGUCAGACGAGGAGUACUUGACAUAUUUAGACGGUCUAGGUGAGAAGGCUGAUAAAAUUUUUAAAAAUAAUUACAAUUCUUUUAUGAGAAAAUUACAUGUCAUUGAGCCAAAGAUUGCACUUGGAGAGUUCAAACGUAUUGAUGUACAAAGCGGGGUUACGUUUAAUUCUCAACUUUUCAAAGUCAACUCUAAAGACGUAAAAAUGUACCUCAAGGAAGACAUCGAUGAAACUGUUGAAUUGGUUGUUAAAGUAUUUGACCCUGCCAAGGCAAAGAGAGAUCAUAAUAAAUACGUAAUAAAAAAGCACGACAUGUUUGAUAAUUGUCGAAGAGCAUAUUUAUGUGAGAAGCGAGCAUAUGAACGGCUUUUACCUAAUUUUAAGUUUAACAGCGUUUAUAUUGCUCAAGAACCUGUAUACGGGAGAUUCUUUAUAGGAAAUCAUUAUCACGCAUUGGGACCAUUUAUCGUAUUGAAGUAUUUGGCUAAAGAGACUCUACCACGCGAUGAAGAAACCUAUGAGAAAGCUAAAGAACAAUUGAAUAUAAUCCAUCUUUAUAACAUAAUACAUGGAGAUAUAAGCCCAAGGAAUAUUUUAUAUUCUCAAGGGAAGGUGUAUUUUAUUGAUUUUGGAUACUCAGAAUACACAGAAGAUAAAUUAGGUUCCAACCCAGUGAGUGCUAAUCCCGAGAGGAUCAAGAGUGAACACCAACAGUUGUGUGGUAUAUUUGGUCAGCCUAAUCCAAAGGAAUAUGAAUAG